This is a messenger RNA of Zingiber officinale, 2029 nucleotides long. Its product is annotated as alpha-1,3-arabinosyltransferase XAT2-like. Gene Ontology annotation, molecular function: glycosyltransferase activity. The transcript is spliced from 6 exons. The record is from RefSeq and is a predicted model, not a curated record. The coding region runs from base 107 to 1801 and encodes 564 amino acids. NCBI's taxonomy places the organism in Eukaryota, Viridiplantae, Streptophyta, Magnoliopsida, Zingiberales, Zingiberaceae.
CAAAGUAAACAAACAGCUCGCCUUCUCGUCAGUUCUGCUGCUUCUCUUCCAGGGCAAGCUCCAGCUUCAGGAGGAGGAGGAAGAUCGGAGGCGGAGGAAGCUGGCGAUGGGUUCCAAAUUGAGGCUGGUUCGUAGCACGAACCAGUCGCGGCGCUUCCGGUUCUUGUUACUCAUCGUCGGAUGCUUCAUCGUCACCGUGACCUUCUUGGUCGUCUCUAAGCCUCAAGCGCUUGUUUCCAAUCUCGGGUUCGGGACGUCGGCGUCGACAUCGCCGCCAGUUGCAGAUGGGGUUAGUAGCGACGACGAUGGAGUAAAUGGGGCCGAUUCAGCUGCUGUGAGAAGGGAAGAAGAGGAUGACGAAAGAGGCCAUGAAUCAGAGAGUAAUAAUGAGAAAGAGGAGAAUCUCUCAGGGGAGAAGAACAUCGUUGUAGAUGCAAAUCCAAAGGAAGAAGUCCAUGAGCAUGAAUUAACAGAGAGCAGAACCGAAAGUGAGGAACAUAGCGCGAAAUCUGACGAUCCUGGAUCGAGUCAAGAUGAUGCACCUGGUAGACUGACACUUCCUACAGUUUCCAAUUAUAGCAUUGGUGAUCAUACUCAACCAGAGAGUAACACCCCAAUUGUGUCUGAGAAAUUAGGUGAACAGAUCCAGACUCCUGAAAGAAAGCCAUUGUGUGAUAAUUCAGACCGACGAGCAGACAUUUGUGAAAUGAAUGGGGACAUUAGGAUUCACGGAAGCACUUCAUCCGUCUUAUUUGUGGAAUCAUUGAAGAUAGAACAAAGUGAAGCUUGGCAAAUCCAUCCUUAUGCUCGCAAGGGUGAUCAAGCUUGCUUCAAUGAAGUUCGAGAACUCAUGGUCAAGGCAAGUAAUGAAGCGCCUCAAUGCACCACCAAUUAUGAUGUCCCGAGCAUAGUUUUCUCCAUUGGUGGGUACGCUGGCAAUCUCUUCCAUGACUUUGCAGAUCUGCUCGUUCCACUCUUCUUGACCGCUCGUCAAUUCAACGGCGAGGUCCAAUUUGUUGUUACCAACCUGAAAAGCUGGUGGAUCACCAAGUUUAAUCCAGUGCUUCAAAAACUCUCCAAGUAUCCGGUAAUCAACUUUGACCUGGGCAAUGAUGUCCAUUGCUUUAAGCAGGCGAUCGUCGGUCUUCGUGCUCACAAUGAGUUCCAAAUUGACCCAGCAAGGGCUCCUAAUGGCUACACCAUGGUUGACUUUGCAAAGUUUAUGAGGAGUGCCUUCUCGGUGGGUAGAGAAACAGUACCCAACAUCGAAGAUCUAUCUGCUCGAAAGCCACGACUGCUCAUCAUUUCACGGAAACAAUCAAGGAUAUUCACAAACAUAAAUGAAAUUGUGGCAACGGCUGAGGAAAUGGGAUACGAGGUGGUGGUGAAUGAGGCAGAUGUGUCAUCGGGAAUAUCUCAGUUUGCAGAAAUUGUGAAUUCUUGCGACGUGAUGGUGGGGGUAUACGGAUCUGGUCUCACUAAUUCGGUAUUCCUCCCACAAAAUGCAACAUUGAUUCAGGUGGUGCCAUGGGGUGGAUUGGAGUGGAUGGCCAGUAACAGUUACGGCGAGCCGGCCAAGCAAAUGGGCCUCAACUAUGUGCAAUACAGUGUUGGCAUUGAAGAGAGCUCUCUGCUGGAGCAGUACCCGAAAGACCAUGCCGUAUUCACCGACCCUGCAUCGAUCCACAUUCGCGGGUUUCAGGAGAUGAGAUCCACCUUCUUGGAGAAGCAGAAUGUGAAGCUCGACAUCAACAAGUUCAGAGAUGUGCUGUGGAAGACACUUGAGCAACUAAUCCAGUAGCUGAUCGGAUUAUCAGCUUUAGAAUUCAUUGUUUUGGUAGGUCAGGGUAUGAUCGACCUGGUCGAGGGACACAUCUGAGACUGGGCACUUGUCUUCUUCUUGGUUGAAUUGUAUCUUUUCUAUUCUUGUUUUCAUUCCACUUGGUUGGAGUUGAACCAUGUAUACAUAACCUCAGAUUAUAUUUAAGACAUGGAAAACAAACAUCUAUCUUUGGAGCUGUGCCAUUCA